AAAAAAAAAAGUUGGUUUUUUUCUUUUUUCGUUUCGUUUUUUUUUUCUCUUUUUUUUUAAAAAAAACUAACUUAUAUAACAAGUAUGCUUCCUAUCUCUUCUCUUCGUAAUGCAGCUACCAUGUCAGUUAGACGCACUGCUGUUAUGAGAAUUGUUAAGCCAUCUAUUCCAUUAACUAUACAUCGUACUUUUGCUACAGAAAAUAAUGGUAAGGAAGAAAAUUCAAAGGAAGGUGAAGCUAAUAACACCGAUGGUGAAAAUACACCUAAAAUCGAAUUAACUGAAGAAGCAAAGAAGCUGCUUGCUGAAAAGGAUAAACAACUUGCUGAGAUUAAGGACGCUUAUCUUCGUUGCCUCGCUGAUCAAGAAAAUAUUCGUGAACGUAGUCGUAAAGAAAUUGAAACAACUAAAGAAUAUGCAAUUCAAAAAUUCGCCAAAGAUUUAUUGGAUACAGUAGAUAUUCUGAAUAUGGCAUUAAUAGCUGUCCCAACUGAAUUACGAUCCAAAGAAACUUCAGUUAAAUCAGAGAUUGCUACAGAUGCAGGAAAGAUACUUGAUCAACUGACAAACCUCUAUACCGGUCUUUCAAUGACAGAAUCAGAACUUAUCAAGGCAUUAAAACGUCAUGGAGUUGAACGUGAGAACCCAGAAGGACAAUUAUUCGAUCCUAAUAAGCAUCAAGCACUUUUCCAAGCUCCUGUACCUAAUAAGGAGGCAGGCACUAUUUUUGUUGUUCAAAAGAUGGGUUAUACACUUAAGGGUCGUGUGCUUCGUCCUGCUCAAGUGGGUGUUGUGGCUGAAUCAUCGUAAAAAAAAAUAAAUUGUAUAUUAUAGAAACAAUAAUAAAUGUAAUUACGUGUGCAUAAAAACCAAAAAAAAAA
Cokeromyces recurvatus is the source of this 881-nucleotide messenger RNA. Its product is annotated as GrpE-domain-containing protein. Gene Ontology annotation, cellular component: PAM complex, Tim23 associated import motor. NCBI's taxonomy places the organism in Eukaryota, Fungi, Mucoromycota, Mucoromycetes, Mucorales, Mucoraceae. Bases 85 to 810 code for a protein of 241 amino acids. Gene Ontology annotation, biological process: protein folding; protein import into mitochondrial matrix. The transcript has 2 exons. The record is from RefSeq and is a predicted model, not a curated record. Gene Ontology annotation, molecular function: protein homodimerization activity; protein-folding chaperone binding; adenyl-nucleotide exchange factor activity.